Molecule: messenger RNA, 1137 nt
Organism: Hippocampus comes (tiger tail seahorse)
Lineage: Eukaryota; Metazoa; Chordata; Actinopteri; Syngnathiformes; Syngnathidae
Exons: 6
Coding region: 1-1119 (372 amino acids)
Cellular component (GO): membrane
Source: RefSeq, a predicted model, not a curated record
AUGCAGCAGGACAACGAUCCGAAGCACACCGUGAAGGGUAAGCUGCUCCAGUCUUUGACUAAGGAGGGCGAGACUGUUCGCCUGGACCAGAGGAACGUGGCCUUCCAGGUGGACACUUCCAGCGACAGCCCCUUCCUCAUCCUGCCACUCACUUUCUACCAUGUCAUCGACGAUGACAGCCCUCUGAGGGCCUGGGCGGCCAAGGAUUGUUUUAUUCCGGUGUUGUUAUUUAUGCUUGUUGUUGUUGAUUUUUUUCAAGGGUCUGUAACGAAGAGCAAGUUUGUCAAGCAAGGAGCUGACGUCGAUUUGGACGUCAAGAAGCCUGUAGUUUUUACGCCGGACCGGGACCUCUUCUUUUGGCGGGUCAAUAGAAGUUUGGACAUUUUUAGAUCAGACAAAAAUCAAAAACGCACAAAAAUAUAUCCCAACUACCACGGAAGAGUAGUGGUACUCGAAAACUUUUCCUUGGUAUUAAAAAAUGUGCAAGAGCCGGACGCUGGACUUUACACUGCAGUACUCAGUGGUGCAGAAAAUAAGCUGGCCGAAUACCAACUUCACAUUCAAGCCGCAGUAUCUCCCGUCAAGCUGGAGGUGGUGUCACUGUUUGCCGACUCGGACUCAUGUAACUUGACGGUGACCUGCCGGACCGACCAAACUCAUCUCAACGCCACGUUUGAAUGCCGACAUGCUAACUGCACACCUGAUGGAGGCGGGCUUUCAAAUGCAGAUUGGAGUCUCAUGGCCUUCGUCUUCAAUUUCUCUAUCGUGUGCCAGCACAGCAACCAGGUUAGCGAGACGCAGGAGGCAAUGGCAGUUCGACAAGUCUGCCAGCAACAUGUACCCAAAGAAAUCUCAAUCUUUACCUGGACCUGGAUCCGUAUAUCAUUAGUACUUGGCCUUGCCCUUGCUCUUAUAUUUGCUUUAAGAAGAAGAGAAAGACAGGCCACCAGAAAACCUGAAGGAUGUCAAGUCCUUGAAUCCUACAAUAUGGGGGACAUCACAAAGGACCGAGUGAGACCAUGUACGCUCAAGUUGAGACCUGCGGAAUUACCUAAGAUGCUGGAAGCAGACCCCAUGCAGGUCACAGGGCAGAAUAACAACCCGCUAUUGGCAUUGUAACUCGUGCUGUGAAGCGAU